AUAGACGUAUUUUUAUCUGAAUUUUAAUGUGACGAAGUGCAGAAGCUAAUCAAAUCACACGGCCACAUUUGGGAGCCAUGUUGGUCUCAUUACUCAAACAAACUCGGUCGUAGUUUUCCGCACUGCUCUUGAUAAGCCAUAUGUAGAUAACUUUAAAAAUUCUAUAAAAAAACUUAAUAAAUACAUAUUUUACCUAUGCAACCAACUGCAAAAAAAAUCGGAUGAACUUCCUACUCCCGCAAAGGCAUAAAGUGCAUCUUCGGGCCGGCUCGGCGGGAAAACGAGCUCUUGUGAUUGGUUAUUAUUUCUCUACGGAAGCAACCGAACAGGUGCUUGUGCUUUACAAUAUGGCUGCGCCUAUGAUUCCACAUGUCGAAGUGGACACAAAGUACAUAAACAGAAACCUUUUUCUUUAUUUAAUCUCUGAACACAUUCUCGGUGUUUUAUAAUACAAUCUGCGCUGUCAAACACACUACAUUUAAUAGUUUUAUAUAUGAUUCACAUGUAAAUCACAACAAUGUGACCACAAACGCUUCCCACCGGCGAGUUUAGCGUGGGUAUUUCACCGAUAGAGGGCCAUUCAUUCGCAUGUAGUAACUUUUCAUUCCCAUAGGUGGGAGAGAGUGCUCCAUGCAUGAUGACGUCUGCCAGUUGUCUGCGUUAGUAGUGUGCUGAAUGCAUUGAGAAUUGAUUCUGAGCAUCUUGUAUUUGUGUCUACUGAGUACACGUGGUCCAGGCGAUACUGGGCUCAUGGAACGGCGGAAUAUCCAGAAGUAACAAUACAAUGGAGGUGGAGGAGAAAAAGGGUAUAUUUCAUACCUGGUAUGACAGAAUCUGUCAAACCCUGAAAGAUGGCAGCCAGUUGCAGGAAAUUUCAGCUGCCUUUGGCCAACAAAAAAGUGACGAAGAAAGAUUUUCCUUUGUGUGGGAUCUUCCUUGCCUUCAUGAAACAAUUCAAGUAGAACCCUCUCUUAGCUUAAAAUCAUCAGAGACAUCAACUAAACUAAGAAAGAAAGGGAAUCAGUUGUUUCAGAAGAAAUUCUAUGCAAAGGCACUGGAGGCUUACAAUGAAAGUGUUAUUAUUGCACCUCCCGUUUGUGAUAAACCCGGUGAAAGUGAUCUGUCUCUGGCAUUGGCCAACAGAUCUGCUGUUUUAUUCCAUAUGCAAGAAUAUUUCCUUUGCCUCAAGGAUAUUGAACAGUCUUUGGAAAAUAACUACCCUGAUGAGCUUAAGUAUAAACUAGAAGAAAGAAAGGGAAAAUGCUAUAGCAAGCUGAAGGAAAAGGGCAAGGCAUGUGAGAGUUUUCAUACAGCAAAGCAACUGGUUGAGCUUAGUACUGCUGAUAGUAAGAAAAAACAAUCGCUUAUACAAGAAAUUGAGAAGCAGUUAAAACAAUUAGAUAUUUCCUCACCGGACAGUGAGUGCCCUGCAGCUGACUCAGUUGAUGAUUCAAUGCCCAUGCCUGUUUUAUCUCAUGGACAGAGCCAGAAGUACUUGUCAGCAUCCAGUGCCUUAGAUGUGACCACUGCCCCUACACUAGGCAGGUUUCCAGUGGCCACUUGUGACAUACAAGUUGGAGACACCCUUGUGAUAGAGAAACCAUUUGCCUCGGUGUUACUGAAACCAUACAGUGUUAGCCAUUGUCACAGCUGUUUCAAACAACUUGUGGCCCCCAUACCCUGCAGUGAGUGCAGCACUGUUAGAUACUGCAGUCAGGAAUGCAAACAGUCUGGAUGGUUGAGGUUUCAUCAGUUUGAAUGCCCUUACUUGGACACUAUUCAGCAGAGUGGCAUUGGUGGCAUGGGUCACCUAGCUUUAAGAGUGGUGCUUGUGGCAGGUUAUGAGUUUCUGUUAGGAUUCAGAGAACUAGUCCAACACAAGGGGGUGGGCGAUUGUUGUGAAUUAGAUUGGGGUCUCGAUGAGAAAGGGCAGUAUAGGUCGGAUAACUAUACAACGAUCUACAACCUUGUCACUCACUCAGAAGACAGAGCAGUGAAUGAUCUAUUUCGUCGCACCAUCAUGUCAGUUUUCCUUCUAAAAUGUCUGCAAAAGUCGCCAUUUUUCCAGGAAAAAGAUGUGGACAAAUCUAUUCUUUGUUAUUUCGGUGGAUUGAUUUUACGUCAUUUGCAAAAUUUACCUUGCAAUGCUCACGAAAUCUCAGAACUGGAGCUUGACCCUGAUAAUGUAGCUACUUCAACAACUAAGGAAAUAGGUGCUGCCAUCUAUGCAAUGAUGAGCUUGUUCAACCACUCGUGUGAUCCUGCAGUGACCAGGAAUUUCUUAGGAGACGUGUGUAUAGUUCGUGCCAUACGGAAUGUGCCAAAGGGCAGUGAAGUGUCCGAUAAUUAUGGUGCUUUAUGUGCCAUAUCAGCUACCCCAGAAAGACGUGCAAAGCUUAAGGAACAAUAUUAUUUCAUUUGCCAGUGCCAACCCUGUGCUGAGAACUGGUUGCAGUAUGAUCAACUCCCAAACACAGUUCCCAUUUUCAAAUGCGGUAGUUGUGCGGCCCCAUUGCUUCUCAACGCAAUGUCGGGAGUCACCUCUAAGUGCAUUAAAUGUAACAAAGAGCAAAAUCUUACAGCUAAGGUCCAGGUUUUGAAAAGAUCUGAGCAGCUUUUUAGUAGUGCAAUGGAAAAAUUACUGCGGAAUGCAGAUGCAAAAACGGCACUGCCCAUAUUGCUUAGUCAUAUUAGACUGCUAGAGAAGCUGGUGGUUAGACCCUGGCAGGAUUAUAAUAACUGUCAAGAAGCUAUAAAACAAUGCUACAGCAUUAUGGGGAACUGCUCCAGAGUUUAACUGAACCUUUUUGUAAUUUUGAUUUUUAUUAUACCCACUUUCAUUAAAUUCUUAGCAGAUUUUUAGAAUUCGGGGCGCAAAUGUUAUGUGAAGGUAAUGUCGCCAAUAGAUUCCGUUUUUUGUUUUCGAAAGAAUUUUCAAUUUUUAGCAUUUUCCCCAUCCCUUGUGUGGGAACUGUUUUCAGUUUCAUCAUUUGCCAACCCCGCAAUAA
Messenger RNA from Lingula anatina, 3008 nucleotides. RefSeq names its product protein-lysine N-methyltransferase SMYD4. Lineage: Eukaryota; Metazoa; Brachiopoda; Lingulata; Lingulida; Lingulidae. Gene Ontology annotation, molecular function: histone deacetylase binding. The record is from RefSeq and is a predicted model, not a curated record. Gene Ontology annotation, cellular component: cytoplasm; nucleus.